Rubroshorea leprosula is the source of this 1960-nucleotide messenger RNA. The record is from the annotation of a GenBank genome assembly. NCBI's taxonomy places the organism in Eukaryota, Viridiplantae, Streptophyta, Magnoliopsida, Malvales, Dipterocarpaceae.
AUUUUCCUCAGCGAUAGUUGCAGAGACGCUUCAGAGUAUUCCUCAGAAUUUUCAGUGAAAGGAUAUUCGACUUCCCUUAUUCAGGUAAAAAUGACAUCUUCACAUGAUGCGCAAGGAUUCCGGGGUAACCAAGGUGAAGAUGAGGACAUCGACGUGAUAUCUGUGGAGCCUAUCACCAUGAUAGUGCCGCCGGAGUUGCAGGAUUCGCCUAGAACCGCCACGCUUGAGAAUAGCAGUAGUUCGAGCACGAGUAGUGGCUCUGAGAACCACCAGCCUUCAACUUCUAGGGAUUCGCCCGUGGAAGGGAUAUCCGGCGAGGUACGGGGUGCUGAAGAGGUUGGGUGCAGCGUGCCGUUGGCGAGUACAGCAGUUGAGGCGGUUUUGUUUGAACGGUGGGAGAGCCAGGUUCUCAGCGGGCGACUAGACAACCUCCGUAAAGCUCCCAAAACCCUACCGGCCAGAUUUAGGUUCAGGGCGGUUCUGCACCACGAAGUUGCAGAUGGGGUGGCCACAGUGAAACGGUAUAAGAAGCUAGAGCAUAUGGUGAGGCGAUUCCAGAUCCCCAGAACCAUCCUGAUCCGAGCUGGUACACCAAAUGAAAGGGCGUGCUCAGUAUCACGGACGGGCUGGGUGCCAGUGUACGUAGACCAUUUUGAGGCCGGUCUACGUUUUCCUCUGCCCGAGCUAAUUUUUGAUGUCCUGGCAGAGUACGAGCUGGCCCUUUCGCAACUCACUCCCAACAGCAUAAAGUUCAUCAUAGGCUUUAUGUUGUUGUGCGAAAGGCUGGGGAUGCCUACAAAGGCGGUGGUCUUCAGGUCGCUCUUCCUGUGCCGUUUGUGCCCGUCUACGAGUGGGACGAGGUGGUACUACGUCUCAGGAAGAGAGAAGAUGAUUAUCUUCACCAACAUUAGGAACAAGGUGGCGAGAUGGAAGAGGCAGUUCGUCUUCGUGCGCGAUACACGAACUGAAAGGAUGAAUAACGAGCUCGCCGCCCGUCUGUCUGAGUGGCGUACGCUGAACACGUACAUGAACUACCCUCAGCUGACCGUUGGUGACGUCGACCUGAAGAACCGACUACUCGAUCACGUGAAGGCGAGGGGUUUGGUGGAUCUGGAGGCCUUGGUUACCCCAGACCAGAUCGCACUUCUUGGGUUUGUCGAUGUGGCAAACCUGCACGGUGAAGGAGAAAUGAGCAGCAUCCUAGAGAGGCAAAGACAGCGAGCUCAAGGCUCAAGGAGCCGGGGAGCUGGGUCCGGCUCCCAACGUCAGUCCCGCUUUGACGAGCGGCCACCUGCUGCACCAGGGCGCAGCUCACAGCACAGAGGUUCCAUCUCGGCACAGAGGCCACGUGCUGAGCAAAGAAUUGAGCCUGCGCCUUCCAGCUCCAGAAGGCGUUCGAGGGAAGACGCGGAUGCCGAUGCAGAGGAUGACGUGCCUCUCAUCUGGCGUAGGACAAGCACCGGUUCGCAACCCGCCCCGGUCGCUGCUGCAAGACCCUCCAACGUGUCCCAAGCGCCAGCUCGCGAGGGUAUGCAGAACUUCGUGCCCCCUGCAGACUGGCUGCGUGCAAAGGGGCACGUUCAGCAGCAUGGAGGACAUGCUGCGCUAAUAAAGUUGAUGGAUGCGUUCAGCUACACUGUCGCACUCUUUGAGUGCGAGCAGGGAGCCAGGGCGCAGAACAGCGAGCUGCAACACAACUGCAAACAGUUGGCAUCUGAGAAGGCCAGCUUGGCUGACGAGGUUAACCGCUUGCAGAGCUCGGAGAUGGCCAACCGAGCGGCGUCAGCUGAAAGCCGGGCUGAGAUGCUUAGGCGUCCUCCUGUUCGUCCAUGUCAUGCCUUGGAGGGCGACCUCCUGUAAAAGUACGAACCAUUUUGUUUUUCAGUAGGUUAAGUCACACAACUUCUUGUUCGAGUUUCCCACAGACGGCGCCAAUGUUUCGGCAGCUUCACAGUCCAAC